AUGCAGUCCCAUUACUUUCGCUCCUCGACGAGUCAAUACCAGGCGGGUGGUCCGUAUGAGUUACCUCCUGUGCAAUCGGUGACUUCGUCGUCCGGUCCUUUCCAGCAGGGUCCUCCGGCUGCUCUACUUUCUGCUCCACCGAGCAGACCCGAGAGCGGACUGAGGAUGGCCCAUCUACUGCAACCGUUGGCACAGCAGAUGCCCAGCCCUCAUCCCCCUCAUCCGCCUUCCUCUUCUUCCUACUCACGCUCCUAUGAGUCGAGUGGCUCUCCGGCAGAGGCUAUCUCUAUGCUCCCGGAUGCACCGCCACUCAAUGGACUUGGAUCUGGUCCCUCGGGUCUACUUCAACCCGGCGCAGGGCUGCAACAGCAGCAGCAGCAACCCUUGCAACAGAAGAGGGCAUACCGUCAACGAAGGAAGGAUCCGAGUUGCGAUGCUUGUCGUGAGCGCAAAGUUAAGGUUUGUGACGCUUCCGAGUCAUCCAGUUGCACGGAAUGCACAAACCGCAAAGUGCGCUGCCAGUUUACCAAGGAGACCAACCGGCGCAUGUCCUCCAUAAAACAAGUGCAAGACCUAGAGAAGCAGCUGCUAUCGACCAAACAGCAGUUAAACCAGUUGCGAUCGGGAAUGCUCAGGCCCGACAGCCUGAUGGAUCUUGAUAUUGACGGAGCAGGGCAGCCCCAACUGAAGCUGCCGGAUAUCGCAUUAUGUCGACCUCACCACCGGUCAAAGGUUCCUAUUGCACAGGAUCUCUCCAAGGCCCGUGCCAACCUGCGCAAAUAUGGCAGGGAAAUUAUGCACGUGCCCAACCCCUAUCGCCAGCAGGGUCCAAGGUCGUUGUUAACCUCGGACCCGCCGCCGCUGCCAUCGAAAGACCUUGCAGAUCGUCUUCUCGCGCAAUAUUAUGCGUGCAUUCAUUCCGUACUGCCUGUAGUUCAUUGGCCGAGCUUUAGAGACGACUAUGAGAAGGUUUACCGUGCUGGCUCUGUUGUGGGGAUGCCACGGGAGUGGGUGUCCGUCUUAUUCGGAAUAUUGGCUUGCGGCUAUCUUCACACGUUGGAGAAGAAUCGGGAGCAGGAAGGCAAACGGUUUAUCAAGAUUUCCUGCAGGGUGAUCGACGUGUGGCAGGACAACUUCUCCCUGGAUCAAGCGCGCGCCGCCUUGUUGGUCAGCAUAUUCCUGUACGAAGCCAAUUCGAAGUCGGCUAGCUGGGUGUGGAUUGGUUCUGCCGUGAGAGUAGCUCAAGAAAUUGGGCUACAUGUUGAAUCCGGACCAUGGCCUGCCAUUGAAGGGGAAAUGCGAAGACGAGUGUGGUGGGGGAUGUAUGCUUGGGAUAGACUUCUGGCUUUGGAAAUGGGAAAGCCGGUUUUGAUCAAUGAUCAAGACUGCGAUGUUGACCUCCCCUGCGUUGUCGACGAGCAAUACAUCUCCGAUGAUGGCGGUGUUAUGCCUGAAAGCCAGCGAACAACCUCGCUCCUUGCUACAAUCCAUGUUGUCCGAUCAGUUGGGCAGUUGACACGAAUACUGAAAGCACCUAACAUCAGCACAGCAACUAUCGAUACUUUUGAGCGACAUUUCAACGCUUGCCUCGUCACAUUUCCCUCGGAAUAUCACCCGAAAUCCGACCAAGCUCUCGAUCCCCGAUCGCUUGCCCCGAUUAUCUACCUCCAAAACGCCCGACUCACCCUUCACCGUCAUAAUAUCUCCCCGUUUUGUCCCCCCGAAGUGCGUUCCUCUGCACUGGACUAUUGUGUUUCUACAUCCCAAGAUACAGUGCGAUUGCUUUCGCGCGCUAUGCGGUAUCUUGCCGGCUCUAACCUUGGACACGGAGCUCCAGGGAAUAGUGAGGACUGGCGCCCAUUAUUCGCGUCAUCCGCAGGCACCACGAUAUGCACCCAUAUCUGGCGCUGUGCACUUAUGCUGCUGUUUCGCCAGGAUUUCGCUUCCGCGUUGGUAUGUGUUCAGGCUGGAGCUGCAGUUGGGGACUCCCGCUCGCUCAACGCAGCCUGUGGACGGUAUCUUGCUUUCUUCUUGAAGUGCCUUCUCGACCGAUAUCGCCGCAGGGAUGGGCUCGAGCGCGACGAGGAGAUGAUGGCCUAUGUCUCCGGCGAUUUGCAAGGCAGCUCGGACGGCAGCUGGGUGUGGGAAGGCAGUAAAACAGGUUCCCAGUUAGAUGCGAUGUCGUCUAAUAUCGGCAGUCCAGUCUCACAUGGACAAUCUGAGUACAAAGACAGCAUGUCUACUGAAGAAGCCGAGCCCUGGGACAGUUGGGACUGGGUCGAACAGACGGUUCGAUACCUCCAUAAGAAACAGCAGGAGCAACCACUAAAGGAGUAUGAUAUAACGCAUGACCCAUCCGUCAACACGCCAACGGAGUCCACAUAUCUCAGCCCGGAGUCUGCCAGUGGACAUAACGACUCCUCUCCCCGACGGUCCAGUUCGUCCCAUUCGCGAAUGACGAUCGCGAGCAUCAUCUAA
Molecule: messenger RNA, 2478 nt
Organism: Aspergillus tanneri
Lineage: Eukaryota; Fungi; Ascomycota; Eurotiomycetes; Eurotiales; Aspergillaceae
Product: transcription factor domain-containing protein
Exons: 4
Coding region: 1-2478 (825 amino acids)
Biological process (GO): regulation of DNA-templated transcription; DNA-templated transcription
Molecular function (GO): DNA-binding transcription factor activity, RNA polymerase II-specific; zinc ion binding; DNA binding
Source: RefSeq, a predicted model, not a curated record